UUGUACUUCUAACAACUAUUAGUAAUGUAAUUUCAAUAACAACCCGGACCUAAAGAGCUUGAAAAGUGUGAUUCAGAUGUAAUUUCAAUAACAAGCACGUAAUUGCAAACAUCAUCAAAAGUCUCAAUGUCUUGUCUUUGGGUUCCUACUAAAUGUAUAAAACCCCAAUUGGGGUCUUCCAUUCAUUUCCAGAGCAAAAAAGAAAAAAACCACAACGCGAAGGCACAAGUGCAAGAUAACAUGCCUGCUCAACCUCCCACAAUUCCUCUCCUUACUCCUUACAAAAUGGGAAAGUUCAACCUUUCUCAUAGAAUUGUUUUCCCACCACUGGCUAGAAUGAGAUCAUACAAUAAUAUUCCACAGCCACAUGCCAUCUUAUACUACUCUCAGAGAACAUCUCAAGGGGGUCUUCUCAUAGCUGAAGCCACUCUUGUUUCUGACACAGAUCAAGGGUGGGUGAAUAAUCCUGGUUUAUGGACAACGGAGCAAGUUGAAGCUUGGAAACCGAUUGUUGAUGCUGUUCAUGCUAAAGGCGGUGUCUUCUUCUGUCAGAUUGUGCAUCCGGGGAGGGUUUCAAAUAGCGGUUUCCAGCCAAGGGGACAAACUCCAAUCUCUUCUACUGACAAGCCACUAACCUCACAAAUACUAACUAAUGGCGUUGCUGUUGCUGAAUACACACCUCCAAGACGAUUAAGGACAGAUGAGAUUCCACAAAUUGUCAAUGAUUUUAGACUUGCUGCAAGGAAUGCUAUCGAAGCUGGCUUUGAUGGGGUUGAAAUUCAUGGGGCGCAUGGCUACCUGAUUGAUCAGUUUAUGAAAGAUCAAGUGAACGAUCGAACAGAUGAAUAUGGUGGAUCGCUGGAGAAUCGUUGCCGGUUCACUCUGGAAAUCGUUGAAGCUGUUGCUAAUGAGAUAGGAGCAGAUAAAGUUGGAAUUAGAUUAUCUCCAUUUGCCGACUAUAUGGAAUCAGGGGAUUCGAAUCCAAAAGCAUUAGGCCUUUAUAUGGCCAAAUCCUUGAACAAAUACGGGAUCCUGUACUGCCAUGUGGUUGAGCCAAGAAUGAAGACAGUUGGAGACAAAAGUGAAACCCCUUACAGUCUUCUGCCCAUGAGAGAAGCUUUCAAAGGCACCUUCAUUGCUGCUGGUGGUUUUGACAGGGAAGAUGGGAACAAUGCUGUGGCAAAGGGCCGUGCAGAUCUUAUUGCUUAUGGACGUUGGUUCUUGGCUAAUCCAGAUUUGCCCAAGAGAUUUGAGCUUAAUGCUCCUCUAAAUAAGUACAACCGAGAGACAUUCUAUACAUCUGAUCCGGUUAUUGGUUACACUGAUUAUCCUUUUCUUGAAACUACUGCUUAAGUUUCCUGCAGCCCAAGGAAGCUUGAACAUACUUGGAUCUUAAUCUGCUUAUUCGUAUUGUUACCAUUCUUCCACUAGGGCUCGUUUGAUACGUCGGACUGUACUGACUAAUUUCUAUCGGAUAGUAUUAAUCUGUUCCGGAGAGUACUGACUAUUUAUCCAUAAUAUUAUAAGGCGUUUGGUGCUGUUCCGGAUAAAUAAUCUGACUAAGUUAUACUGUGUUUGGUGAUGUUUUGGAUAACAUCAGAUCAUACUAUUUAUAGAUAAAAAAAAUAAAAAAAAAUCUUUGAUAAUUUAAUGGAAA
Molecule: messenger RNA, 1657 nt
Organism: Prunus persica (peach)
Lineage: Eukaryota; Viridiplantae; Streptophyta; Magnoliopsida; Rosales; Rosaceae
Product: 12-oxophytodienoate reductase 2
Exons: 5
Coding region: 127-1353 (408 amino acids)
Molecular function (GO): oxidoreductase activity; FMN binding
Source: RefSeq, a predicted model, not a curated record